CACAUACACAGCGGCAGCGAUUUCCUGCGCUCUGACCCCUCCCGUUCAGACUACAUUUACAUGAUGAAAGCUGUACCGGGCCGGUGGGCAGGGAUUUGACCCCCGCUCCAGCCCGUACCUGGUGUAGGUGACGUCACGGUCAUGCUGUCCGUCUGCAGGGUUUUCCUGAGGGCGGUUAGCCAGCGGUCUGCGGCCAGCGCAGGACAGCACACCAGCACCCCCUACCUGCAGAGCUUCAUCCUGCAGCACACAGAGGUGGUCAGCGCCGGGCACCUCACUCCAGAGAUACAACUACUGCUGCUCACCCCGAACUGCAGAUACUGGCACCUCCGCCCCGAGCACUGGCCCUAUGGCGACCCCUACUGGGCUAUUUACUGGCCCGGGGGGCAGGCGCUGGCCCGCUACCUCCUGGAUAACCCAGAAAUUGUGAGGCACGGCCGGGUUCUAGAUUUCGGAAGCGGCUGUGGGGCUGCAGCUAUUGCUGCUGAAAUGGGAGGAGCCUCUUAUGUUCUAGCCAAUGACAUUGAUCCGGUUGCAGGUGCCGCCUUCGGUCUGAACUGCCAGCUGAACAGAGUGAAGCCGCUGCCCUUCCAGGCGGAGAAUAUGAUAGGUCGCGACACGGAGAGCUGGAGCCUGAUUGUGCUAGGUGACAUGUUUUAUGACGAGCAGCUGGCUGAUCACCUCCACCGAUGGCUCAGGCGUUGUAUGCACCAGCAUGGGACCUCCGUCCUCAUUGGGGACCCAGGAAGAGGACAUUUUUUGGGGCACCCAAUAGGGAAACAGCUGUUGAAAGUAGCAGAAUAUCCUUUACCGGAAGCUAGCCGGCAAGAAAACUAUGGGCUGACGACCACUGCCGUAUGGGAAUAUGUCCCCUGAUUUAUGGGCACUAUGCAGAGUAUGAUGAUACGUGUAACUAACGUUACGCGUUAACAAGCUGAAUAAUAUAGAUAAAGUAACGUGGUCACUCUUCUACAGCAGAGUAUGUAAUAGACAUAAGGGGACUGACAGGCUUGCAGAGGAGCUCUGUGUGGAUUCAUGGAUUCAUACUGUGGCAGAAUCAACGAUGUCACAGCAGCUUAGCAGACUGCAGUCUCUGAUUUUUCUCAGAUCUCUGAAGAGGUAAUAGAGGGUGGCUCCAGCGGUCUGUAAUAGGUUUAAAUGUCCUCUGCACUAUAUGAGAGCGAUUCGAUGUGCAAUGCAUAUUGGAACCGAUGGUCGAUGGUAACAGUGCAUAUUGGAACCAUACUAUGACAGCUCCUAUGGAAGUAAUAAAGAAAUCAGCUCAAAUGUGGGUGGCUCCAGAAACUUCCCUCCUUACUGCCAGCUCUGCGGAAGCCCUGAGGAAGUGUGUGCACUUAUGAUAGCGCUAGGCUCGGUAGCGCAGUCUGGACACUUAAGAACGUCCUUCAAUUAUCAGGUCACUUCUGGAUAUCAGGUACCAGUGCAUUGGGAGAACACAAUAAGACAAACACACGGGAUAUGUCUCAUAAGCAUUGUAGUUUACGGUGUUACAACAAGCGUAUAUAUAUAGGCAUUCAGUACACAUCUAGCCAUCGUUGGCCAGCUCAUAUUUCUAUCCCCAAAGGUGGGGGCACACACAACAGUUGUUCAAUGUAACAUAUGUUCUUUUCCAUUUUUGUAACAGUCAAUGCACAAUGGGGGUAAUUCCAAGUUGAUCGCAGCA
Molecule: messenger RNA, 1684 nt
Organism: Pseudophryne corroboree (corroboree frog)
Lineage: Eukaryota; Metazoa; Chordata; Amphibia; Anura; Myobatrachidae
Gene: ETFBKMT
Product: electron transfer flavoprotein subunit beta lysine methyltransferase
Exons: 3
Coding region: 142-876 (244 amino acids)
Cellular component (GO): mitochondrial matrix
Molecular function (GO): protein methyltransferase activity
Source: RefSeq, a predicted model, not a curated record